Messenger RNA from Dentiscutata heterogama, 417 nucleotides. The record is from the annotation of a GenBank genome assembly. Lineage: Eukaryota; Fungi; Glomeromycota; Glomeromycetes; Diversisporales; Gigasporaceae.
AUGUCACCCAUGAAGCUUGAUCAAAUUUCUUCAUAUUGCGAUAAAUAUCCGCAAGAAGCAUCUAAUCUUUCACAAGUAUAUCUUGAUUUAACCACAGUCAAAUCGUGGGCUGAAGUAAAAGUUAAAGACAUUGAACCUUUACAAAGAUGUGUUUUACUCGGGAGAACUAAAUCGAAUACUCAGAUGAUAAUCAUAGUACCUUGUGCGUCAACCGAAAUUUGGUCACUUGAAAAGAUGACACAAUUAUUUUCUCAAUUACGAACAUUUCCAUCUUUUUUUAUAGAUUGUGAUCCGAACAAUAUAAAAAGUAUCACUCUAGCUAUUGCUUUCCCAGAUUCUACCGUGGUUUAUUAUAAGAUACAUGAUAGAAUUAAUCCUCCGUCUGAUAAUAGUGCAAUUUAUGACCCACUUGGAUAG